UAAUACUUGUAAUAAACUCACUUUUUAGGGAAGCUCUCAAAGUUUUCGUGUAAUUAGGCGCAGUAGGCUUGAGGUGCCACAUCACAAAAUAUGGCAUUUAUGCGGAGGAAAAUGAAGACUAUUGUUUUUCUGAAUGCACUUGUAACGGUUAUCUGGUGUGCCUCUCCGCGCUGCAACCCUGAAUACGAAUUUCUCGGUCGUUUUUGCAAAAAAACAGAACCUGAAAAACCCAAGUGUGUGGACAUCAUGAUGAACUACUGCGACGACAUGUCCUACACCCACACCAUGUUCCCCAACAUCUUGGGCCACAGGACCCGUGAGGAAGCCGAGUUGGGCCCCGAGUACCUCCUCCUCAGUGUGGUCCACAACCUGCUCAAUGGAGAGUGCACCCCGGACAUCCGCAUGCUGGGCUGCUCAGUGCUGGUGCCACGCUGUGAGAAGGAGAAAGUGCUCAAGCCGUGCAGGAGUACCUGCGAGGCGGUGCGUAAGAGCUGUCGCCACGCCUUCGAGGGCAUCGAGAUGGCCUGGCCCUACUUCUUGGACUGUGACCGCUUCUUUGUCAGCGACCAGGAGGGUUGUUACGACCCACUGGAGGGCCUACGAGUGACACAGGAAGAAGACCAGGCCAGUAUAGAUAAUACCCCUGAGGAGCCUCAUACUGUCAUCCAGUUUAGCUAUCAGUCUAACACCCAGAUGAACAGCAUCCUGAAGAAGACUGCAGCGCAAUGCCCUGAAAUCGCCACAACUUACAGCAUCGGCCGCAGUGUGCAGGGCAAAGACCUGCUAGUGAUUGAGUUCUCAAACAACCCUGGAGUACAUGAAUUACUUGAACCGGAGAUGAAGUACAUAGGCAACAUGCACGGGAACGAGGUGCUGGGUCGCCAGCUGUUGAUCUAUCUGACCCAGUACCUGUGUUCAGAGUACCUGCUGGGGAACCAGCGCAUCCAGAGCCUGAUCAACACCACGCGUAUCCACAUCCUGCCCUCCAUGAACCCUGACGGCUAUGAGUUGGCUGCUGCUGAGGUCCAGGGCACCAACGACCCCGAGAAUGAGGAGGCUCAGAACUACUACAGCUGGACGCUGGGUCGAGGUAAUGCCCAAAACAUUGACCUGAACAGGAACUUCCCUGACCUGACCGCUGUCGCCUACGGCCGCCGCAGACACCGGCAUUUCCGUAGCGACCACAUCCCAAUCCCAGACGCUUAUUGGUUUGAUAAGGUAGCUCCAGAGACAUACGCAGUCAUGAAGUGGAUCAGGUCCAUUCCCUUUGUGCUCUCAGCUAACUUCCACGGAGGAGAGCUGGUGGUGUCCUAUCCCUACGACCUCUCCAAACACCCACUAGAGGAGAAGAUGUUCUCCCCCACGCCAGACGAACAGGUAUUCAAGCAGAUAGCGAGAACAUAUGCAGAUGCCCAUGCCACCAUGUCAGGAAAUAACUCUGAAAGGUGUGGGAACUUUGGCAGCAUCGGCCAGGACGGCAUCAUUAAUGGAGCAAAGUGGUACAGUUUCGCAGGUGGUAUGCAGGACUUCAACUACCUCCACACUAACUGUUUGGAAGUGACGGUGGAGCUGGGCUGUGAUAAAUUCCCAGCUGAGGAGGAGUUAUACACAGGCUGGCAGGACAACAAAGAGGCUCUGCUCACAUUCAUGGAGUCGGUCCACCGUGGAAUAAAGGGAAUAGUAAAGGAUGCCGAUGGGAAUGGAAUCAAAGGUGCAAGGAUAUCUGUCCGAGGAAUAAGGCAUGACAUCACAACAGCUGAAAACGGAGACUACUGGCGCAUGCUAACUGCUGGCAUCCACAUCCUGACUGCCUCUGCACCAGGCUACACCAGGGCCAUGAAGAAGAUCCACCUCCCGGCACGCAUGCAGAAAGCAGGCCGGGUGGACUUUGUUCUGCAAAAGGCAGUGGUGGAGCCUGACAUAGAGGAGGACUAUAACAUCCCUUCCAUGGGAACCUAUGAGCGCUUUGACCCCUACAACCAGUUUGAGCGCUAUGCCAUUAGGGAGCAGAACCAGAACAGAGAGGAGAGGCAGGAGAAACCAUGGUGGUGGAGCUACUUUAGCCGCGCCCAUGGAUCUGCUCCCACCUGGCUUCUCAGAAUUGAUUAGAGCUUCUCCAGUCCAAUAAAAUAGAAAAUUCUAUGGCUAAUUCUAUGGCUCUCGUUCCUCCUAUAUCUCCCUUUCUCAACUCUGGUCCCUGAGUACCAUCAAGGUUUGCAGAUGUCUGUUACAACUCAAUACUAGCAAACAUAAUUCAAUUAAUCAACGGCUUAAUAAUUAGUUGAAUCAUGUGUGCCUGUAUAGGGCUUGAAUAAAACAUUUGCAACCCUGGGGUUUCUCGGGGACCAGAUUUGAGAACACUGCAUUACAGGAUCAAAGACAGGCUACUAUUUGAGUUGAAUAUGAUUUACAUAAUCUUAUCAUAAAAGUAACACAUUUUAACGUUACCAUUAUUAUCCGUUGCUUCAAACUUGUCAUAACUGAAUUUAAAGAGGAAAUAGCUAGUUGGCUGGCCAUCAAGUUGUUCAUGAUAGCAAUAUGUAAAUUUAACAAGGCAUAGUUAAUUUAAAGUGUUUUCUCCUAAAGGUAGCCCCCAUUCUCAAGCUUUUGCCCUGUUAUGCUGCUUCACUUUAUGCCCAUAAUGCAACACCGGAAGGUUGAACGACUCAAACCAUUUGUCUCUCCACCCUCACAUAUUUGUACGUGUUUAUAAUAAAACAUGAUUAAAUAACAACAACUAUUGCUACUACUGGCUUUUGUAUGUUAAAUAAAAGAGAGAAACAUUGUUAACACA
Oncorhynchus mykiss (rainbow trout) is the source of this 2794-nucleotide messenger RNA. RefSeq names its product carboxypeptidase Z. Gene Ontology annotation, molecular function: protein binding; zinc ion binding; metallocarboxypeptidase activity. NCBI's taxonomy places the organism in Eukaryota, Metazoa, Chordata, Actinopteri, Salmoniformes, Salmonidae. The record is from RefSeq and is a predicted model, not a curated record. Gene Ontology annotation, biological process: protein processing; peptide metabolic process.